GUGCAAGUGAACACACCUGGUGAAAGCCGUCGACCCACACAGAAAUAUGGCGUACGCUUUGUCUGAGGAGCAAGUUCUGUGCGUCAUUUGCAUGGACAGCUUCACCGAUCCGGUGUCCGUCCCAUGUGGCCACAACUUCUGCCUCGAAUGCAUCAAUGGCUUCUGGGACUCCAGCCACAAGUCUGAAUGUCCGCUGUGCAAAGAGAGCUUCCAGACCCGUCCGGACCUCAGGGUGAACAUCGUCUUAAAAGACAUUACUGACCAAUUCAAAAGGUCUAUGAGGACAAAACAAGCAAGCAGGCCAGAGCCGGCGCCGAGGAAAAACUCCUCUAGACGGUCCUUGAAAGCCGACAGCAUAACCUGCGACAUCUGCAGCGACGACAAGCUGACGGCGGUGAAGUCAUGCCUGGUCUGUCAGGCGUCUUAUUGCGAAAUGCACCUGGUGCCUCACCUGAGGGAUCCGGUGAUGACGAAGCACAGGCUGACGGAUCCGGCCACCUUCAGCACAAGCCACCUCUGCAGAAACCACAACAGGCCCCUGGAGAUGUUCUGCAAGAAGGAGCAGACCCCCGUCUGUGCGAGCUGCACCGAGAGGGACCACAAGCACCACGACGUCGUUCCUAUGGAGAAAGAGAGCAAGCGGGUCAAGGCACAGCUGAAGGCGGUUCAAGCAGAGAUUCAAGAGAUGAUCCAGACCAGACUGAAGAAGGCUGAGGAGAUCAAGACCUCCAUGGAGCAGAGCAGGAUAGAGAAGGAAAAGGAGAUACAAACCAGUGUUCACAUAGCCAACCUGGCAAUCAAUGCCAUCGAGAGAAACCAGGCCCUGCUCAUCGAGGAGCUCGAAGAAAAGCACGAAGCAGCGAAACGGAGAGCGGAGGAUCUCCUGGAAGAGCUCGACCAGGAGCUCGGCGAACUGCAGCGGAGACGCAGUGAGCUGCAGUACCUGGAGAACACCAAGGAUCCACUGCACCUGCUGCAGAGCUUCCCCUGUCUGAGCUCUCCACUGUCAUCAACGAACUGGUCAGAGGUCAGUGUUGACCCCGACAUCUACAUCAGACGCGUGAGGACAACCUUCUCCAAGCUGGUGGACCUCUGCCAAGAACUUGAAAAGAAUCUUUGCGCCGAAGAAGUCACCAAGGUGGUCAAAUUUGCAGUGAAUGUGACUCUGGACCCUGCAACUGCUGCCAGCUGGCUUCUUCUGUCCCCAGAUGGUAAAAAGGUGAGCCUGAGCUCCCAACAGAGAAAGCAUGCGCUCCCCAGUGACUCUCGUAGGUUCGAUUCCUGUGUUGCCGUUCUGGGGAAACAGAGAUUCACCUCUGGGAGACGAUACUGGGUGGUCAAGGUCGGGGAUAAAACAGACUGGGAUCUUGGAGUGGCAAAGGAGUCCAUAAACAGGAAGGGCUCCAUAACCGUCCGUCCAGACAACGGUUACUGGGCGAUCUGCAGGCGGAAGGGGGAGAGUCUCCGGGCCUGCGCCGGACCCUCCGUCAUCCUCCACCUCCAUGAAAUACCUACCAAAGUGGGCAUUUUCCUGGACUACGAAGAAGGAUCGGUGUCAUUCUACAACGCAGACGCAAAGAGUCACCUCUACACUUACAAAGGAUGUUGUUUUACUGAGCCCAUGUAUCCAUACUUUAAUCCGUGCCUCCACGACAAUGGGAGGAACACAGCACCACUGAUCAUCUGCCCAGUGGAUACUGGGCUUAUUGUAGAGACUGGAGUGAACUGAAGCCCAAGUCAAUCAAACAGAGACAGUGAAGUCCCAUGUUCACCCGACUGAUUACUUUGCAUUUUAAAGCCUUAAGGAAAAUGCUUAGGUUGUGUUUGUUUUGUAUUUUAUGUUUAAAACUAGAAAACCAAUGAGAAGGUUCAGGGAACUUCUGAACUCAGUUUACAUUUUAGCGCCCUUAUUGUAAAUUACAGUGUAAUUGUCUGUCUCUUUAUUGCUUAAUGACCAGAGUUUAUAAUUCUCCUCAUUAUUCUUUGGGACGUGUCGCAGUUUUACCUUCCACAAACCGACAGUCAUCAGCAAAGCCAUAAACAGUGAAUUAUUUUGUUUUACAGGUUGUUGAAUCUUUUGUUCUCUGUUUUUCCUAUAAUGCUUUUGUCCACCAUGGCGUUUCAUAAAGGUCAAUGUUAUUUACAAACAUGACAUCACAGCAUGUUCAUCUUUCAUUUUCCUCUGACGGGUUCUGUGAUGUUUGGUGUUUUGAGGGGGCUGACGUCACGUGUUAAGCCGUCAGCAGUUUUAUUUUGAAAUGCCUCGGAGGAGAGCGGCAGAUGUCACAGUCGGACACCGGGUGCGGGGGUCGGAGUCGGACCGUCUCAUUUUUCAGUUAGUUUGUAAUCAGAAAUAUAGGAGCACACAGUUCUAGUCUGGAACUGGGGAAAAAUGGCAAAAAGGUGAAUGGCUAAUCAGCGUCAGAUCAGCACAAAUUUCAAUGUAAUGAAGGUAAUCAGGCAGGAGGUGUCAAUGCUACUGGUGUAAACGCUAAUUCUAGCAUUUCUAAAAGAAAUCCACUGUUAUGCAAACGUCUGACCAUGUGGCGUGAAAACAUUUUUUAAAGGGAGGAACGUGUCUGUCUCUGUCAGGAACCUGUUCAGCUGAAUGAUCAGACAAGAAAGAAUUGCAGGCAUUGUGCUUUCAAUUUAGGACUAUUUAUAACUUCAUCUUUAAAUAAAACGUAUCAAAUGACGUUAAUAAUGCAAGACUUCGUUGAGGAAACGGUGCACAAUUAAUACCUGGGAAAUACCUGGCAGUGAGCGUGUUUUAGAAGGUCACACAAAACCAAAGAAGAAAUGCAAGGAACAUGUGACACAUGUCAACAAUCCCUUCAGUUGUUCACCGUCUCAGUUUGUUGUUUGUUAAUGGUUGAUGAGAUGCAGAUGCAGAUGCAGAUCUGUAACCCGAAAAGCAAAUAUAGAGCAGUUGGCAUGAUGAGACAGCUGUAGAGAAAAACUUUAAGUCUAGGUUGUCCUGUAUUGAGUCUUCCUGUUGAUCUCCCUUUUAAAGAUUAGAUGUGCAGGGGAUGCUCAUUUCAAUACUACAUCAGUCCAACACUUAAUGUACAAGAAUGUGGCCUUUUUAAAUCAAAGCGACCUUCAUCCGAGUCACAGCUUCAAGAUUUCAUUGUAAGGGAAGCAUCUAGUGGUGAGCAAGAGUUACAGCAGCCAUUUUAUUAUUUUCACACAAAUCUCUGUGUUCAGUAAACCCUCUUAAACUUUCCUGCUCCUUAAAAGUUUAAAACAUAGACUAACAAUGUGGAUCCUAUUGUGUUUUUUUCUAGAGCAAAAAAAAUAAAAUAAAAAAUCAUUUCAUUUCCUUUAGGAUUAUAUUAUUUUGUUUCAUGUUCAAGUUAAUCCCCCCUAAAGAAUUUCCUUAACGGCAACCCUAUUUCAUGCAAUCACCUGUAAAUGUCUUCAAGUUCAAGGUGCACAAUAUCUAGAAUAGCAGCUGCCGUAUUUCAGUGUCAGCAGGACUGAUAAGACUGCAGAUUUUGGAGGGUAUUUCAUUUCCUUUGCAAUUUAUUCAGAUGUUGGAUGAUAUCUCUGGCCAGUUGGAUGGCCUCUCUCCUCUUUUUAAAAACCAGCGCCAGCAGUACCUCCUAAUACUUAAGCGUUUUAAAUUUCAGACAUUUGCAUUAAUCAAGAAAACUGAGGUUGAACACUAAUUCUGGCCAGUUGCUAAACUCUCUCGUUAAACCAACCAUAACAUGGGUAUAGAUUAGCAGCUGCCAUAUUCUGAAACAACAAAAAAACACCUCAUCCUAGUGCAAGAAGUUUGUUUUUUUUGAAAAAUGAGAGUUUUUUUUGAAAUUGUGGUGUUUCCAUUAGUUAUCAUCCAUAGUCAUAUGGUCAAUGAAAAUGCAGAUUUUCAUUGGACACUGGUGCUCCAGCAUUUUGUAAAACAAAAAAAAAUUCUUUGUGACAAAGAUAUGUUCAAGGCAUUUGUGGCUUUUAAUUGGCAAAACAGAAAUGGGUUUUCGUGAGCGCUCUUAUUUUCCCCUAAAGAUCGUCAUCUCAAGAAAAAUGAGAUUGGAACUGAAAACUGGCUCACAAGGAAGAGAAAACCUCAACCGGAGGAGAAAUUAUGCAAUACAAUUCAUGCCACUCUGACAAAAGACAUUUCUAGAUGAGUCAGCAGCCAGAUCAUUGAGGUGGUUAUGUUUGUGAGCAUAAUGUCUAUCGUGUUUUGUCACACCAUAAUUGUUGUGUCCUUGAGAAACAUCUGCUAAUGUCUGCAGAUUCUUUUAUUAAAAUGAACCAA
Molecule: messenger RNA, 4267 nt
Organism: Poeciliopsis prolifica (blackstripe livebearer)
Lineage: Eukaryota; Metazoa; Chordata; Actinopteri; Cyprinodontiformes; Poeciliidae
Product: E3 ubiquitin-protein ligase TRIM39-like
Exons: 10
Coding region: 47-1729 (560 amino acids)
Molecular function (GO): zinc ion binding; protein binding
Source: RefSeq, a predicted model, not a curated record